This is a messenger RNA of Spodoptera littoralis (African cotton leafworm), 2901 nucleotides long. Lineage: Eukaryota; Metazoa; Arthropoda; Insecta; Lepidoptera; Noctuidae. The record is from the annotation of a GenBank genome assembly.
AUGAUGUCUGGUGUUAAAUUAGAAGUCCUUUGGUCACCUGUACACCAUGAUAAAUUUAUAUUAUGGGGUCCAGACAUAACCUUAUACGAAGUUUCUCGGAUAAAGGAAAUUGAGAAAAAAACAACAUUCACUCCAGUAUCAUCAACCAGGGGUGCAACAGUGCUAGCAUCACAGAGUGCGAGUGGUGUCCGCUGUGUAGACAUUAGUGCCAUCCCUGAGCAGCCAGAGCCUCUGCUGGCACUCGGCUAUGCUAAUGGAAGGGUGGCACUCACCACAUUGAAGCAGACUUACGAUCCCUUAGGGUUAGUUGGCAGAGAGUUCAGUCCUCGCUACCCUCGACUUUGUAACUCAGUGUCAUGGAGUCAUAUGGAAACCAACAUGCUGGCAGUGGCCAUGGAGAAAAACCGCAGCGACCACUGCAUCCUGAUAUGGGAUGUGUACCGAGGGUCCAUACUCUCAGAGGAGGCUAAGGUAACUGAUGCUGCAUCAUCAUCAUCAGUCACAGAGGCACCCCGGCCGCUGGCUGAGAUGGGGCUUUCAGAGACAGCUCACUGUGUCACCUGGGCCAACUUUUCCAAUAGAACUCUUAUAGCAUCCAUGAACCUUAAAUAUAUCAAGAUAUUUGAUCUCAGAGACUUGUCGAGCAAGGCAGUGAAUAUGACGACUACGCGGUAUUGUUACGGAGUGUCGGCGGAGCCCUGCGGCGGGUAUCAGAUCGCGUCCCGCGGUGAAGGCGUCGCGUGCGUGUGGGACGCGCGCGCCCUGCAGCGCCCCCUGCUCACCCUGCAGCACCCGCGCCCUCUGGCGCAGCUGCAGUGGUGCCCCACCAGACGUAACUUGCUGGUGUCGCUGCAGCGCGACUCCAGCGCGCUCCGCGUCUACGACAUACAGCAGGCCACCAGCGACAACAAGGUCAAUAUGUCUGAUAGCGCGCUGGUUGGUCAGGCAGUGGAGGCGGAGCUGGAGGAGCAGAGCACCCCGGGCCCCAGUGUCAUCGAGCGCGACGUGACGGUGGGCUCCGCCCCGGCCGCGCCGCUCGUGGCCUUCAGCUGGCACCCAGCGCACGAGGCACGUCUGCUGGCUGUGUGCGCCACCGGGGCCCUGGUCGACUACACCGUGUGCGAGAGGGUCACUGUGUCCUGGGGCGGCGAGGGCUCGCUCGUGUGGACAGGCGGGGGCGGAGCCCUGCGUCUGAUGCGGGACGACUUCUACGCCGCUAUUAAAGAUAUCUCGUAUGUGAUGAAGAGGAGAGCUCAGACCGACUAUGGACUUAAGCCAGAUUUAUGGCAGAACGCAGACUUGGCAGAUGAUGAUGCACUGAGUGGUCUGUGGCACUUCCUGGCGCUGAGCAAGUCCCUGGUGGAGGACGGGUGCAUCCGCAACAGUCCGUGGAAGCACCCCGGCGUGCGCACCGUGCUGCGCUCCGUGGGGGACGGCGGGUACCGCUCCGAGAUCGUGCCGUCCUUGCUGCCCGACCUGCCCAACCGCCGCGUCACCAUGUACAGGAGUGCGGAGCGCACGCGCGCGCUGCAGCUGUGCGGUUGGGGCUGGGGCUGGGAGAACGCGCUGGCCGGCGUGGAGCGCGCCGAGGCCGAGGGCACGCCGUGCCGCGCGGCGGCGCUGGCCGCCUUCCAGCUGCGCGUGCGCACGGCGCUGGACGUGCUGGCGCGCGCGCAGUCGCCGCUGCUGCGCGUGGUGGCGCUGGCGCUGGCCGGCCUGAGUGACGAGCGUCUGUGGCGGGAGGCGCUGGGGACGGCGGCGGCGGCGCUGCCGGACCCGUACCUGCGGGCGUUGCUGCGGUUCCUGGCCGCGUCCGCGCCCGCGCACCCGCACCACCACCCGCCGCCCCCGCACCAACCCGACUUCGCCGCCGUGCUGAACGAGACGGAGAUGCGGCUGGAGGACCGCGUGGCGUUCGCGUGCAUGUUCCUGUCGGACGGCGCGCUGCACGAGUACGUGGCGGCCACGAGCGCGGCGCUGGCGGCGCGCGGCGAGCUGGGCGGCGUGCUGCUGACGGGCGCCAGCCUGGACGCGCUGCCGCUGCUGCAGCGCUGGCUCGAGGCCACGGGCGACGUGCAGUCCGUGGCGCUGGUCGCCGCCAGGUGCUUCACGCCCGACCUGCUCAAGGACCCGCGCACUACUAACUGGCUCGACAGCUACCGCAGCGUGCUGGACAGCUGGCAGCUGUGGUGGGCGCGCUGUGCGCUGGACACGUGGGUGUGUGGCGCCCCCGCCGCCGACUGGGCGCCCGCCGCGCCCGCCGACUGGCGCCCAGUCGGCGGGCGCGGCGGGCGGUAUGUAACCGUGUCCCUUGGUGCGCAGCUACCGCAGCGUGCUGGACAGCUGGCAGCUGUGGUGGGCGCGCUGUGCGCUGGACACGUGGGUGUGUGGCGCCCCCGCCGCCGACUGGGCGCCCGCCGCGCCCGCCGACUGGGCGCCGGGCGCCGGGCCCGUGCCGCGCGCCGUCUGCGUGGCGUGCACGUACUGCGGCAAGUCCGUGGCCGCGCCGCCGGGCCACGCGCGCCCGCGCGCCGCCUUCACGCGCCUCCCGCCGCCCGCCGCCAAGAUGAAGCAAAUCUCGUCGUGUCCGAACUGCCGCAAGCCGCUGCCCCGCUGCGGCGUGUGCUCGCUGCACGUGGGCACGGGCGCGGGGGGCGGCGGCGGGGGCGCGGGCGCGGCGGGGGCGGGGGCCGCCUUCGGCUCGUGGUUCAGUUGGUGCGUCGCCUGCAGGCACGGCGGACAUGCGCAACAUCUCAUCAACUGGUUCAAGGAGCACACGGAGUGCCCGGUCAGUUCGUGCAACUGUCACUGCGCCACGCUGGACCCGCCCGACAGGCACUAGUCACUGCUAACUAUACCUUAUGUCUAUACGAGUUAGAACUACUUCAGUUUAUGUGGUAA